AUGCUGGCCACAACAGCACGUCCUCAGGGUGCAAGGCCCAUGCCCUCUUCGUCAGGCUCUGGCGGCAGUGGUAGUGGUGGCGGUGGAGGAGGCGGCGCUGGCGGCGCUGGCGGCGUUGGCGUUGGAGGUGCUAUGGCCUACUAUGCAGCAGCUGCUCAACCGUAUUCCGCUCCUGCGACCAAGGAGGCUGCGUGGUACGAAUAUGAGGAGCGAAUGCGUCCCUCUUACAUCCAACAGCCUGCAUCCUCACCGCUCGCUUCAUCCGCCCACUACAAUCAGCCCUACACAACAAGAGCUCAACCUCCCGUUAGCCCGUCUGCCUAUGCCAGCAACGCCUACGUGCAAUACGCUUCCAGUUCCUACUCGCAACAACCCUCUGCCUACCAGCACCCCCCUGUCCAGCAUGCUCUCCCUUCAUACCCAUCCUCUACUAAGCCGCCUCAUUCUCUUUACCAAACUCCCCAGUAUACCCCACAAUAUCAGCAGCCACCCCAAUCGCCGCUUCGAUACAACCAAGCCACACCUUCGUCAUCCAGACCGCCUCCCGCGUCCUCGGCCAAGUAUGCAAACCCUCACCUCAACAGUGCACCUUCUCGAUUUGCCACCAAUCCAUCCUAUCCGGAGCCACAAGAGAUUCCCCGCUCUACCGUCCAGGGUAGCGCUUUCAUGCACAAAGGCUUCUGGGAUAUCCUCUCGCUCGUCAACAACCAGGGCCAGGGCCCCUCGUCCAACCGUCUCGCGCCUCCGUCUACCUCUCAACGUCCUUCCUCUCCUGGAAAGUUCCGUUCCACCCUCAGCAAGGCGUCCUGCGCUCUCCGCAAAAACACGCAGGACAACUUUCAGGCCGGUCCCGAGUAUGAUCCUGCUGCUGUCUUUCCUGCCAAUGCCUCGCCGCGCGCUCCUGGCUCUCCUGUCAAAGACGCCUCGACCUCCGCUCUACCUGGCGCCUACCCUCGUCCAUUGUUCGCGGCUCCUUUGACACACACUGCCAACGCAUCGGCCAUCAGCGCCGCCAUGAACUUCUUUACCCCAGCCGCUAUCGGUCCUAGAGCACAGAAGAAGCGCAUCAGCAUCGACAUGGUCGGCGCUCCACAGACCCAGACCUUCGUCCAUGCUGCCCAUGCCAGUGAUGCAGAGCAAGCCGAGGUCAUCCUCAAUAGAUGGAGUCGCGACGGCGUGGGCAAAGUUGCGGAUCCAUUGUGGGUCGAACCCAUUAAACAUGCUCUUCGGCUUCAGGCAGCGAGAAACCAAGCCGAGGCCAUUGCUCAGGUUCAAGCCGCCAUGCAUCAGGACAGUCUUAUCCAGGACAAUCCGCGACAGCUCCACAUUGUCAAUGGCGCUCCUAGCCAGAUUUCUAUGCUCACCACCACUACUGCCACCGCAGGUCACAGCACUCUCUCCAACGCUACCAUCCGCCCCGGUGUUAAUGCUCCUGCUCUGUCGCCUACUCGCGAAAGAGGUGCUUUCGCUGGUAUUGUUGAGGAGCCUGCUGUGGGUAUGGAUGGUGAGCUUGAGGCUGCCAUACAUGCUCACUUGCAGCUCUCUUCUCCAUCGCCUCAGCCCUUCGCUAGGCCUGCUGCGCUGCGCACCAACACUGCUGGCACUCUGCUCGUCAACCCUUCGCCUCCUGUGGCUCGCGACGCCGACGCCCGCGCACCCGACUAUAUGAUGUAUCGCCCCCCAUCGCCCAACGCGUCCAAUCGCAACAGCCGCAACAUUGAUGGCCUGCCCUCGGGCGCUCCCAAUGGCAUCAGUGCCAUGUUUGAAGCCCCUGCUCAUAAUGACGAUCUGCAGGCUCCCACUUCCAUCCCGGAGCGUCCUAACUCCAUGGUCGUUCUCGACAGCUUGCGCUCCGUUGACACGGCUGGCAUGACCGCGCUUGUCGAUCUCACUCAGCCCAUCGGUGCUGCAGUGCGCCCCUCGCUGGAGACGGUCGAAAAGAGUGUUGCUGCCAAGAUCUUCUUUGAGAAUCUCUACUACGGUAUUCUCAAGAAGCCCAAGGCUCGCGACACGAGGCGAGCUGGCCUCGAAGCCGAGCUGGCCUCGCUACGCAUCCCUGAGAGCAGUAAAAAUCAAAUCCGUGAAGCUUGGAUGGCCAACGAGACGCAAUACCUGCGCGACCUACGCGCUCGGGUGAAUGUCAACUCGUUCCUCAAACUCAAGACGAUCGGACACGGCGCAUUUGGUGUGGUGGCACUCUGCAAGGAACGCCAGUCAGGUCAGCUGUACGCCAUGAAGCAGCUGCGCAAAGCCGACAUGCUGCGCAAAGGCCAGGAGGGUCACGUUCGUGCCGAGCGCGACCUAAUGACAUCCGCUUCCGCCAGUGCAACGGCCAAGUGGAUCGUCAAGCUCAUCUACUCGUUCCAGGAUGUGGACCACCUUUACCUCAUCAUGGAGUUCAUGGGAGGAGGAGAUCUACUUAACCUGCUCAUCGAGAAGGACAUCUUUGAGGAAGACUUUGCGCGCUUUUACGUGGCCGAGAUGGUGCUUGCCAUUCAUGAAGCUCACUCGUUCGGCUACAUCCAUCGUGACAUUAAGCCAGACAACUUUUUGUACACCUCGGACGGCCACAUCAAGCUGGCCGACUUUGGACUUUGUCAAUCCUUCCACUGGGCGCACGACGGCGCCUACUACGACCAGCAGCGUAAGAAUCUGCUCAAGAAGCACGGUAUCGAUUUGGACGACUCGCAUGCUGCUGCUGGUAUGCGUCGUGCUGCGCAGGCCACGGGACGCCGCGGCGGUGCACCUGGUCAGGCAGGUGCCGGUCUCUCUGACAAGGAACUCAUCGAGAUCAUGUCAGACCGCAACGCCGAUGGCACACCCAAAACGCACGUACUGACGUGGCGCGAGAAGAACAAGAAGAAGAUCGCCUACUCUGUUGUAGGAACCAACAACUACAUGGCGCCUGAGGUUCUGCGCGGAUUAGGCUACGAUCAAGCAUGUGACUGGUGGUCGCUGGGUGUCAUCGUGUUCGAGAUGCUGUAUGGCUAUCCGCCGUUUGUAUCCAAAUCGAGACACCUCACUCGCCAAAAGAUCCUCAACUGGAAGCAGACGUUGCGCUUCCCGACCAAGCCGAGGAUCUCUCGCGAGGGCCAAGACUUUAUCGCUCGCCUCGUAUGCGAGCGCGAAGACAGACUGGGCAGCACGGCUUCCGCUUCAGUGAGUCGACCCAACAGUUACUUGCAGAGCGCGCGAAGGUCAGGCUUUGGCAACCAGGGUCAGUCGAACACGGGCAGCGCACUGCAGGACGGCGUGGAAGAGCUCAUGUCGCAUCCCUGGUUCCGUGGCAUCGACUGGGAGAACCUGCACCGAACGCGUCCGCCUUUCCGACCCGCACUCAGUCACCCGGGCGACACGAAACACUUUGAGGACGAUAUAGAGGAUGAGCCUCUUGCGGCACCUGGUGCGGCCAACAACCCGAACGCUGACCAGCCGAGGGACCCCAUGUUGAGAGACCAAGAACAGGGACCCAAGCUGCUCGAGAUGCGCAAGCAGCUCGCCUUUAUGGGAUAUACCUUCAAGAGCCCCAAGGCGUUUGAUCCGCGAGAACAGCUCGCCGACGAGCGCAAUGUGAUCGCGGUCGAGAGAGCCGCCGGUAUGACGCCAGCACAGGAGCGGGGCAGGGGCCGAGAGCCGACCGAGUUGGGUAGUAGGAUUCGAAGCAUGUCGAUGUGA
This is a messenger RNA of Mycosarcoma maydis (corn smut), 3675 nucleotides long. RefSeq lists its product as uncharacterized. The transcript has a single exon. Gene Ontology annotation, biological process: peptidyl-serine phosphorylation; intracellular signal transduction. Gene Ontology annotation, molecular function: ATP binding; protein serine/threonine kinase activity. NCBI's taxonomy places the organism in Eukaryota, Fungi, Basidiomycota, Ustilaginomycetes, Ustilaginales. The coding region runs from base 1 to 3675 and encodes 1224 amino acids. The record is from RefSeq and is a predicted model, not a curated record.